GAAAAACACAUUUUCAUUGGAUCGAGGGGUGAUCAUUUAUUAAGCAUAAUAACGUGAUACACUACGAGUUACGAUAUUUGCGUCGCCUUUCAAUUUCGAUUACCUGACCGGUGGCCACGAAAUCGGAACCCUAGAUCGAAGUCACCGUAGAUUCCGAAAAAAGAUACUCACCGGAAGCAAUGGAUGAUAGCUGUGCAGUGUGUGCGGAGAAUCUGGAAUGGGUUGCGUAUGGUGCGUGCGGUCACAAAGAGGUUUGCUCCACGUGCGUAGCUCGCCUCCGCUUUAUAUGCGACGAUCGGCGGUGCUGUAUCUGCAAGACCGAUAACAGUGUUGUUUUUGUUACCAAGGCUCUUGGCGAUUACACUCAAACUAUUAGUAACUUUUCAACUUUCCCAAAUGAGCCAAAAGAAGGCCGAAUGGGGUCGUUUUGGUAUCAUGAAGAUACCCAAGCUUUCUUUGAUGACUCUGAUCACUACAAAAUGAUAAGGGCCAUGUGUAGGCUGUCAUGUAGUGUGUGUGAUACAAUGGAGCAACCUGCUGAAGCGCCCAGGAGAAGGGGGAAGUUCCGGAACAUUGAGCAGUUGAAGGGCCAUCUGUUUCACCAGCACAGGCUUUUAAUGUGCAGCUUGUGCUUGGAAGGAAGGAAGGUAUUUAUUUGUGAGCAGAAACUGUAUACUAGAGCACAGCUGAAUCAGCAUAUAAACACUGGGGAUUCUGAGGUUGAUGGAACUGAGAGUGAAAGGGGUGGGUUCAUGGGGCAUCCAAUGUGUGAAUUUUGUACAACGCCUUUUUAUGGUGACAAUGAGCUGUAUUUACACAUGUCCACUGAACACUAUACAUGCCAUUUAUGUCAAAGGCAGCAUCCUGGACAAUAUGAGUACUACAAAAACUACAAUGAUCUGGAAAUCCAUUUCCGUGGCAAUCACUUCUUAUGUGAGGAUGAGUCGUGCCUUGUAAAGAAAUUUGUUGUGUUUCUCUCUGAAGCUGAGUUGAAGAGGCACAAUGCCAUAGAGCAUGGAGGUCGCAUGUCCCGUUCGAAAAGAAAUGCUGCUCUUCAGAUACCUACAAGCUUUCGGUAUCGGCGAAGUAAUGAACAAGAUGGUGGUCACCGGGGAAGAGGACGUAUGUUCAGGCGUGAUGCUUCUGAAAGUGAACUAUCCAUGGCCAUUCAGGCCAGUUUGGAGAGUGCUAAUUUAGUAGAAGGUAGAUCUCAAAAUGUCUCAUCAUCCAGCAGGAGGGUAGUGGUCUCCGAUCAUGCUGAAGAAAGCGAUAUUGAUCCACUCAUUCCCUCAUUUGAAUCAUUAGCCACACCAGGCUCUGAGGUGUCAUCAAGAUACCGUGAAGCUGUUUCUGUUCAAAGAAACACCCAGCUCGAAGAAUCUGCUUUUCCACCUUUACCUGUCACUGCUCCGAGUAGUCAACAACAGGCUCAACGUGAGUCUUUACUUAAAAAUACUAUGGCUGCACGUCUCCGCCGACAGAGCAACAAAACUGUGAAUGCCCGCACUGUGGGUUCUGCUCCUGGUGCACCAUCAAGUCACAACACACCAACCGUAACCAACCAUGCCUGGCCUGUAGUCAGUAGUGUGUCUGAACCAGCUGCUUCUAGUUCUAGUGGGCAAAGCAAGCAAACGAGUGAAAGUAGCUCUUCACCAAUGACGAGACAUCAUCAAAAUGCUGCCUGGCCUGCAGUAAGCAACUCUUUUGGGUCAACAUCAACUUCUGUUCAGAAUACGAUCUCUGUUCCAAAGCAGGCUCGUUCUGCCGUGGUUCAUGAAUCUUCUUCUGCCAGUUCAUCAACCUCAUCAAGGAAUUGGGCCAACACCAUUAAAACCAACCAUACCACAUCAGCUCCAGAUCUGGUUACCACAUCAACUCCAGAUCUGGUUGGAAGUGGUGGAUCGUUUGACUCUUCUAAUUUUCCGCCAGUUUCAACUCAGGUGCACAACAAGUUGCCUGUAAGUGCUCAGACGGCCACCGCCGCCAUUGGGGUAGGAGAUAUCCACACUGCAAACAAAUCUUUAGUAGAGAGGAUACGUCUUGCUCUGAACUUUGACCAAGAUAAAUUUGCUGCAUUUAAGGAAAUAUCAGGCGAAUAUCGUCAAGGUUUAAUCGAUGCAGAAACAUAUCUAUCUUAUGUAGAUCAGUUUGGCUUGCUUCAUCUAGUUGUUGAGCUGGCUAGACUUUGUCCUGACGUUCAGAAGCAGAACGAGCUGAUUGAGACACAUAAACUUAACUUUAGACAUGCAGGUCCAGAGCAGAAUGGCAGUCUUCAAAUGAAAGAUACUAAAAAAGGCAAGGGUAAAAAGCCCACAGGUGCUGGAGACAAUAAUACACCGAAGAUCAAUUUAGCAGAUAGCAUCUUAGACACUGUAAAGCAUUUGCAGUCAAGCUAUAAGGCGUCUGAGGAAGGGGUAGAAGUGCUAUUAAAGGAUGGAUAUCGUGCUUCUUCUAAAGGGAAAUCUAAAGAAACAGCAUUAGAGAGAGAGUUUGUGCCACAUCCUGAAGCUUUAAAACUCAAGGACCAAAGUGACUCAUUAGGUGGUGGUGGAUCAAAUCACACUCUAGGGGAUGGACAUAGCAGAAACAAGCAAAAGAAGACAUCAAAGUUUCUUAGGGCUCGUCUAGGUGAUGGGUCUGUCGAAUCACUCUUAAAUCUCAAAAGUUCAAUUUCUGAUCCGGAUCUACAUUCAAAAGGGAUGGCAUCUGAGGAAGAGAGUAAAUCUACUGAAGGUUUACCUGUGCGCGGAGUAUGGCGAAAUGGUGGAGGGCAAAAGCUUUUGGCAUCCAAUCCAAGAGGCACUAGGAAGUGAUUCAGUUAUGACCUGUGUUAUUAUUAACCACGGGUUUGGCUGUAUGGGAAGGGGGUUGCUGCACUACUAUUUUUGGGUGGUAAAAGCGCUGCAUAUAUGGGGUCCUGAGCUAUUUGUCUAUAGACCUGCUGAAUUUACUAGUAUCUAAAUAUGCUUAGGCAAACAUGGUUCUUUUGCGGUUUCUUGUUUUUGUUUUACAUGCUGAUGCAUUCUGAGAAAAGUCUGUGACAGAUAUAAACUGCCAAGGAAGUGAAUACAUUUUUUUGGAGUUGUAUAUGGGGAUACAUUUAAAAAAUCAAUUUUGCUGUUUGAGUUAAAUAUAAAUACCUGUCCGUUUUGCAUCGU
Molecule: messenger RNA, 3158 nt
Organism: Cuscuta europaea
Lineage: Eukaryota; Viridiplantae; Streptophyta; Magnoliopsida; Solanales; Convolvulaceae
Source: the annotation of a GenBank genome assembly